AGGGUUUCUUUGUUCAGCCCCCAAAUGUUCGGGCUCCAAUGUUUGAAGCCUAAACUAUUUUAUUUUCUAGAACAUCUUCAAAACAUUUCUCGAGAAAAGGUCCAACCAAAGCAGCUCUAAGCAGCCCCAACACUCCCAACCAAACUUUAUUGACGUUUAAGUUUUUUUAUUUGUCUAUCUAUUCUCUAUGUAUAAUAUCUAUCUAUUUAUAAGUCUUUUUCUAUGGUCUUAAUUGUCUAUAUAAUAGUGAAUAGUCUGUGUAUGUAUCUAUGGUUUAAGUAACCAUCAAUCUAAUAUUUAGAUAAAUGAAAAUGCUACUAAAUAGUGUAUUUCUAAUGGCCUCAUUCUGAGUAAAGUGUACAAAACACAUUAGUCAGUUCGGUAUUCGGUAAAAAAUGUCAUCGCUUGGAUCCGUCAGCACUGGAUUUCUAUAAAAGUGUUUCAAGUGUUGAAUUAUGCCCCCCAAAAAGCGGAAACCAACCCCCACAGUGGUGGGUACAGUUUCAACGAGAUCCACCCGCCGAGAAAGUGUGGUAAAAAUUGCAAUUCAGAAUGCGUCGCCCAUUAAAGCCCCUGACAAGCAGUCGGAUCUUUCGCCCGACAAUACAAGUGAAGAACCGAGUCCGGAGCCAGCCGUUGCCCGGCCAGAAAUAAUGGAAAUUUUAAAAGAUUGGUCUGAUGAUGACGAUACGAAUGAAAAUAUGGAAAUUUAUCGCCCGCAACAGGAAACUACUGAUCAACAGUCCUUGAUAGAUAUCCUGGAAGGGCGCCAGCCUGAGCCUGCUCCUAAGGAAGCAGCAAAAAGCUUCCCAAUGUCUGAGCAUUUUAAAAAGUCCUGGAGUAGAAGAAAUUUGGCGGAAAACCCCGUAGUGAAUGCGGACAGCCCGAAGUCCGACGAGCCAAACAUAAUCGAGGAAUGUGUGGUGGAUGAUGACAGUUUUAUCAUAAUUCUUCCAGAGGAACAAGCAGCUGCAGCCAAAAACGAUCAUCAGCAAGAAGGCUGCAAUUCCCUAUCAGAAUCCUUUGAGAGCUUCAGCAUUUCUUUAGAAUCAUCUAGGGAAGGCGACAGUAAAUCGGUACUCUCAGAAGACACGUCUUCACAGAGCAUGAUAACAGUUGAAUCCGAUCAUAAUGACGUUCCGACAUCAGAAAAUUCAUUAAAUCACCAGAAUUGUGAUAGCACCUCAGAGCCUACGAUGCACUCGGGCGCUUUUCGCAGACAACUUGGUGAAAGCAGCGUUGAGAAGACUUUAUGUAAGCAAAUCACCGACACAAUGAAAAUUUGUGAGGAGACAAACAGUCCAAGACGCAGUGAAGAGUCGGCUAAGUGCUCCAGCAGCUCAAGCAAAAAUCAGUCCGGGGACUCUGAUGUUGAAAUCAUUUCGCCCCAACUCUCGCCCAGCAUUGUAAAAACAAAAAUAAUUUACAAGAAAACUAAACAACAACAGGCAAAGUCGCCAAUUGCUAAAAUCGAAGUUGACCAUGAACGCACGGAAGACUCGCAAGGCAAAAAAGGAGAACUACUUGCUUCAGAAGUAGUCUCAAAGUCAGCAACGGCUGUAACGAAGAAGUCGUUGAAGGGGCAAAAGACGAAGACUUCUUCAUCCAAAUCCUUAGAUGCAAUAAGGGUGGACAUCGACGCUUGUAUUGAUGCGGUUAUUCGGAAAUUUACUUCCGAAGUAGAUAGCGAUAAAGGCAAGCCAAUUGCAAGUAAAGGCAAAGUGAAAAAAGGCAAGAACGGAAAAGGGAAAAAGGAUGAAAAAAGUGGCGAAUUAUCCGAAGAAGUUAGAAGAAGAUCUGAUCGAAUCAAGACCUUUCCGAUGGUUAAGAAAAAGUCCCAUGGCUUGGUUAAAUCCAAGUCUGAACCAAACUUGCCUCUGGAGGUGGAAAAUUCAGACAGCAACGACAACGAUAAACAGCCGCAUGAUUCACCUCCUCACUUAAGCAAGCCGGAGAAAAGCAAACCUAAAGCCAAAUCAACAGAGAAUUUGCAAUUGAGCAGUGUCUCAUUGCCUAGUUUAUCGCCGGAGCUCCCAAAACCCACUGAUAUAAAGGCGGCUAAGAGCGGCCAAGAUGAAAUUGAAGAGAGACUGAAGAGUUUUCAGCACCUGAAGGAAAACCAGUACAAAACGGACAGGCAAGUGUCCAAAGAAGCAAAAGACAUGGUUUGCGACUGCUACCUAGCAGAAGAAGACAUCAAAAACGACGAAUACGGAUGUGGGGACGAUUGUUUGAACAAACUUCUCAUGAUAGAAUGCGGCGAACUGUGCCAGGUAGGAGACAGGUGCACCAACAAACGGUUCCAAAAAAGCGUUUUUGCACCAGUGGAAGUUUUCAAAACGGACAAGAAAGGCCUGGGCCUGAGAGCAGCCGCUAACAUCGCAUAUGGCGAAUUUAUUCUAGAAUACGUUGGCGAAGUCCUAAAUGCAGACGAGUUUGAUAAAAGAGCGGAGGUUUACUCGAAGGACAAAAAUAUCCACUUCUACUUCAUGUCUUUAAGAGCAGACGCUGUAAUUGAUGCAACGAUGAGAGGUAACAUUUCUCGCUUUAUCAAUCAUUCAUGUGACCCUAAUGCGGAGACCCAAAAAUGGACUGUUAACGGCGAGUUGAGAAUCGGGUUCUUCAGCACCAGAACGAUCUUGGCUGGGGAGGAAAUUACCUUUGAUUAUCGCUUCGAAAGAUAUGGCAAAGAAGCGCAAAAAUGUUACUGCGAAGCACCGACUUGUCGCGGAUGGCUUGGCGAUCGUCCAGAUGAAUCUGAGGACGAAGACGAAGAGGAUGAAGAUGAAGCCACCGAAGUGGCUGCUGAGCCAGCAAAGCCUCCAGCUGAAGAAAGCGCCGUUGUGGCCAAGGAGCAAUUGGAAUCAACGAGUCUUCAAAGCGACAUUCCUACUCCCAUGGACACUGCGGAAGUUGCCAGUGUUUCCGCAGAUCAAAUUCAAACUGAGCCUUCCAUUACGCCCGAGCGACUGGAAUCGCCUAAGAAAGCUGGCAAGAAGAAAUUGCGCAAGGAAGUGCUGUUUGAGGACUUUGAUCAACUCAAUGACGACAUCGAAAUGUUGGUAACAACCGGCCUGAAGAACCAAGCUCACACACUGAAACUGAGCAGAUUGAUGGUGAGAUCUAAAGAUCAGGAACAACGCAAGAAGUUGCUUCGUGUUUUGCGGAGAGGAGAACUUCCAUGUCGAAGAUUGUUUUUGGAUUAUCAUGGAUUAAGGUUGAUGCACGGAUAUAUGAUUGAUGCCCAGCAGUUGAAGAGCGGAGAUGGCAAAGUGAUCUACACCCCAUUGGACAUCAUCCAAACCAAGUUGGAACUGCUGCAAACCCUGGCGGUUCUGCCCAUACAAAGCAAAACUAUUCUCAUUGAAAGCAAAGUCUUACCAGCCGUUGAAAAGUGGGCGAAGAAUGAAGAUAUCGUCGAAGAAGGAGACGUGAAGAAGUCGCCAAACGACACCGAUAGGGAGAUGGACGAUCCACUGGCAAAGGAGAAAAUCGACGAAACCAAGUUCCUGGCGACAAAGCUCUUAGAAGAAUGGAUUAACUUGAAGGAGAGUUUUCGUAUUCCGAAAAAACAGCGAAUCGAGCAAAUGAAGGAGCAUGAAAAGGAAGCCAACAGGAAAUUCAUGGAAAGUAGUUACGCGCAAGAAAAAGAGUCCUCGAGGAAAAACGAUCAGCGCCAUCGAACCUGGUCGCGGUACAAAUCGGAAAGAGAGGGCAGCAAAAAGAGCAGGUUUGACGACAAAGACCGCCCGUCAGCGGAAUUUUUGAAGAUCAGCAAGCACGAGCGAAGAAAGCUGUUUGCACUGCAGAUGGAACUGAAAGAGGAGGAACGCAGAUUGAAGCAAAGGGAGUUAUGGCGUCAGCACGAGAUGAACUGCAUGAUGAUCGGGGCCGACCCACGAUUUACAGCUCCUUUUGAUCCCACCAAAGGGUUCCAAUACAUUUGGAAUCCUGCCGUGGGCCAAUGGCAAGCUCUACCCGUCCCUGCAGUGCAGAACCAGGGAAUGUAUGGCUCACCUGCUCCAGCACAAGGCUACAACGUACCACCUCAUAAGCAACCUUUGCUGGGACCGUAUUCCAAUCCAUUGAUGAACAUUCCGGGACUGCCAGGCAGCCAACAAUAUCCAGCGCUGGCACCCAUGGUGUCCGGCUUACCUACACAGGGUGUCGCACAUCCAGGCGCAGCCAUGCCCGGUUCCGUACAUUCUUUGCCUGGAAUCUCGCAACCCCCGUUGCAAGUUAUGCCCUUGUACCAGGAAGUGAAGCCGGAAGAUCCCUCUCAGGUGAAAUUUGCUGGGCCGAUCCCGCCACCAGCCAAAUUGCCGCCCAAAUGGAAAUGUGCAAAGGACAAGUAUGGGCGCCCUUAUUAUUACCACGUGAAACUCAGGAAAAGCCAAUGGGAGCCGCCGCUUUUCCCUGAACCCACCCUCGAGGACUCUUCUGAGUCUUCAACUUCCGAGACCAGCAGUUCUUCAGAAUCGAGCUCAGACUACGGGACUGAUGAGGAAGUCGACGACUCGAAAAUGCUGAUGGACGUGCGGAGGGAACUGGAGCGCACCUUAAAAGCGCCGCUAAAGUCCCCCUUGCCCGAACAUCUGAAACAGGAGGAACAAGUAUCUGUAACCCCCAGUCCUGAAGUGAAGGCCGAUUCUGAAAACGAUGAAACCGAACCAAGCGCGCAGGUGAAAGAAGAAAGCAAAGACGAACCCAUGUCUUCCAUAGAUAUUCGACUAAAGGAGCAGUUUAACCUGGACAAUGCUGAGCCCUCAAAGAAGAAACGGCGCGUUGGGUUGUGCCAGGAAAUCAUUAUCAGUCCACGCACUAAGGAAGAUCGACAACAGUUCAAAGAGGACGUGAAACGGUACAAAGCCACUAAAGAAAAACUGAAGCGCCAAAAGGAGCAAAUGGUGCAACAAGCCAAGAAGAAGCUGAAAAUCGAGCCGGCAGACGAGAAGCCCAAGAAAGUUAGGGAAAAGCGCUCAUCGAAAACGCGCACUAAAGAAACCACCGAGUGGAAUGACGAGAAUGCGAGAAAAAUCAAAGAAAACUUCAGAUCGAACAUGGCAAACACCGUAGUGAGCGUGUUGAACGCUUACAGAAAACCCGACUGUAAAGAAGCCCGCAUUACGAACACUGAGGACUUCAAGCAUUUGGCUAGAAAAUUAACUCACUUUGUGAUGCUGAAGGAAAUCAAGCACCUCCUCAGUAUAGAUGAGCUGGUUUGCACGGACAACGUAAAAGCUAAAGCCAGAGAAUACAUCAGGAAGUAUAUGAGUAAGUUUGGAGAAGUGUAUCAGAAAAGGCAUGAUGAGCCCGAUUUCAAAGAUUAAUAAUUAAACAUUGUUUGGAAAACUAAA
This is a messenger RNA of Dendroctonus ponderosae (mountain pine beetle), 5357 nucleotides long. RefSeq names its product probable histone-lysine N-methyltransferase CG1716. Gene Ontology annotation, cellular component: chromosome; nucleus. The transcript has 12 exons. The coding region runs from base 456 to 5330 and encodes 1624 amino acids. Gene Ontology annotation, molecular function: histone H3K36 methyltransferase activity; protein binding. NCBI's taxonomy places the organism in Eukaryota, Metazoa, Arthropoda, Insecta, Coleoptera, Curculionidae. Gene Ontology annotation, biological process: regulation of DNA-templated transcription. The record is from RefSeq and is a predicted model, not a curated record.